This is a messenger RNA of Aspergillus ruber CBS 135680, 3137 nucleotides long. It is a transcript of the gene cat1, whose product is annotated as catalase catB. Gene Ontology annotation, biological process: response to oxidative stress; hydrogen peroxide catabolic process. Gene Ontology annotation, molecular function: catalase activity; heme binding. The coding region runs from base 440 to 2641 and encodes 733 amino acids. The transcript has 4 exons. The record is from RefSeq and is a predicted model, not a curated record. Gene Ontology annotation, cellular component: cytosol. Lineage: Eukaryota; Fungi; Ascomycota; Eurotiomycetes; Eurotiales; Aspergillaceae.
AAAUGGGGGCGUUCGUUCUUAAGCCGUAAGGAAAUGCUCGCUUUCUAGGCCCUUCUGCUCGAAUAAUCAGCACAACCAGCAUGAUCAAUCUAGCUCGGCCGACUGUUCGAUCUCGAUAAUCCGUAUUGCAUGGUCCCGUAAUGCAUUCCGCAUGGUUGGUCAAUGGGCCCGGUCUGGUUUGCUCGUGUGCCUGGUCUUUGCUUUUUUUGUUUUCCCUCUCUCCACGGCAUGGCUGCAUAUAACACUCCUCCUCUCCCCCUGGUCGAUCGACCUGUAUAAAUCGUCCGUGGAAUCCCACUUCCUCGCGUAAACGAAAUCCAGGAAAGGAAAGAGGAUCUCUUGGCUCUUUGGGAAGAAGUAUUUAUACUUCGGUCUUCCUUUCGUUUUGUUCCUGUUCCACAGUUCCACAACCACAGCUACACUUCGAUAGCUGAACAGAAUGCGCGCCUUCAGUCUCGCCGUCGUUAACGGCGCUAUUGGCCUUGCCAAUGCUGCUUGUCCUUACAUGACCGGCGAGAUCAACACCCGCGAUACCCCCAGCAACGAUGCCGCCGCUGCCACCGAGGAGUUUCUGUCGCAGUACUACCUCAACGACAACAACACCUAUAUGACGACUGAUGUCGGCGGUCCCAUCGAAGACCAGAACAGUCUGAGUGUUGGCGAGCGUGGUCCAACUCUGCUGGAAGACUUUAUCUUCCGUCAGAAGAUCCAGCGGUUUGACCAUGAGCGGGUCCCCGAACGUGCUGUCCAUGCCCGUGGUACCGGUGCCCAUGGUACCUUCACCUCGUACGCUAACUGGGACAACAUCACCGCCGCCUCGUUCCUGGGCGGCGAGGGCAAGCAGACUCCCAUGUUUGUGCGCUUCUCAACUGUCGCUGGUAGCCGGGGUAGCGCAGACCUUGCUCGUGAUGUCCACGGUUUCGCAACUCGUUUCUACACCGACGAGGGCAACUUUGACCUGGUCGGAAACAACAUCCCCGUCUUCUUCAUCCAAGACGCUAUCCUCUUCCCCGACCUAAUUCACGCCGUCAAGCCCCGCGGCGACAACGAAAUCCCCCAAGCCGCCACCGCCCACGACAGCGCCUGGGACUUCUUCUCGCAGCAGCCCAGCGCGCUGCACACGCUCUUCUGGGCUAUGGCCGGCCACGGCAUCCCGCGUUCCUUCCGCCACGUUGACGGCUUCGGUGUGCACACGUUCCGUCUCGUUACAAACGAUGGCGACACCAAGCUCGUCAAAUUCCACUGGAAGUCGUUGCAGGGCCGCGCCAGUAUGGUCUGGGAAGAGGCGCAGCAGGUCUCUGGCAAGAACCCGGAUUUCAUUCGGCAGGAUCUGUUUGAGUCGAUUGAGAAUGGGUACUAUCCUGAGUGGGAGCUUGGUGCGCAGAUUAUGGAUGAAGAUGAUCAGUUGCGCUUUGGGUUUGAUCUGCUUGAUCCUACCAAGAUCGUUCCUGAGGAGCUUGUCCCCGUCACGCCCCUGGGUAAGAUGCAGCUCAACCGUAACCCGCGCAACUACUUUGCCGAGACCGAGCAGGCCAUGUUCCAACCCGGCCACAUCGUCCGCGGCAUCGACUUCACCGACGACCCCCUCCUCCAGGGCCGUCUCUUCUCCUACCUCGACACCCAACUCAACCGCCACGGCGGCCCCAACUUCGAACAACUCCCCAUCAACCAGCCCCGCAUCCCCAUCCACAACAACAACCGCGACGGCGCAGGUCAGAUGUUCAUCCCCCUAAACCCCGACUCCUACACCCCCGGCCCCGACACCACCAACCCCGGCGCCCCUAAACAAGCAAACCAAACCGUCGGCAAGGGCUUCUUCACAGCUCCCAACCGGAACCCCGGCGGAACACUCCAGCGUACUGUGAGCAGCACAUUCAGCGACAACUGGUCGCAGCCACGCCUCUUCUACAACUCCCUCGACCCCGUCGAGCAGCAAUUCAUCGUCGACGCAAUGCGCUUCGAGAACUCGAACGUCAAGUCCGAAGUCGUCCGCAACAACGUCAUCAUCCAACUUAACCGCGUCUCCAACGAUCUCGCUCGCCGCGUCGCCCGCGCUAUCGGCAUCGAAGAACCCUCCCCCGACCCAACCUUCUACCACAACAACAAGACAACCAACGUGGGAACCUUCGGUGGCAAGCUGCAGAAGCUCGAGGGUUUGAAGAUCGGCUACCUCGCAUCCGUGGACAACAAGGAUUCCCUGUCUGAAGCCGCCACGCUCAGCAAGAGCCUUUCCCAGAACGGCGUUGAAGUCGUCGUCGUCGCCGAACGUCUCACCGAUGGCGUCGACCAGACAUACUCUGGCUCCGAUGCUAUCCAGUUCGAUGCAGUGGUUGUUGCAAGUGGCGCAGAGAGCCUGUUCAGCCCUGCUAGCUUGACUGGCGGUGGUGCGAAGAAUGCGACUGCUGGUGCUGCUUCGACGCUCUUCCCCGCUGGUCGGCCGUUGGAAAUCCUAAUUGAUGGAUUCCGCUUCGGUAAGCCUGUUGCUGCGCUUGGUAGUGCGACUACUGCGCUGCGGGGUGCUAGUAUUGCUUCGAGCCGGGAGGGUGUGUAUGUUGCCAAGUCUGCUGGUGACAUUGUGGACCAGAUUAAGGAGGGCUUGAGGACGUUCAGAUUCCUUGACAGAUUUGCUGUUGACAAUUAAGCCGUCCCAGCUAUGGUUCAGGUGGAAGAUGAUUGCAGGAUUCCUGCUUAAUAUUAGCACCAACGACUUUCUUUUUGUUUGCUUCGGUUGUUGAUAUUGUACUGUACUAUUUGCAUCAUGAUGUACCAGAAUGACCUGUAUAUGUAUUCAAUGAAUCAGUAAUUAUUAUCAGUUCAGGUCGAUAUGCAUUUACCCAAGAUUCAAGAGAACAGGAAGAUAGUUAUAUAAACCAAACGCUUUCGUAUUUGUAUGCUAAACCAAAACAGGCUAGUCCAUAUAUACAUGUGAGAAUCCACGAGUGUCACAGUAAUGAUACUAUUCUACUCCAUAAAAAUAAUCAACCCCGGCCGACUUGCCUCUGUCCCGCGAAACCCCCGCUCGACAAAGCAGCAGCAUCCCUUAUACUGAUUUGCCUCUUGCUUUUGUCGUCGGAAGACACGGCAGCCGAGUCACGGCCAUCAGCAAGGAUAGCCCAUUCAGCCACCGUAGCGCCAAC